Molecule: messenger RNA, 567 nt
Organism: Paramuricea clavata
Lineage: Eukaryota; Metazoa; Cnidaria; Anthozoa; Malacalcyonacea; Plexauridae
Source: the annotation of a GenBank genome assembly
AUGGAUGUAGAGUCUAACCCUGGUCCUGCUCAGUCUGAUAAUAUAAAUUACCGUUCAACCAAUAAUACGAACACGGCUAAAAUCUCGUCAAACCAAGGUAACAUUAAGAUUGCUCAUCUAAACAUCCGUUCCCUAAAGAACAAAGAGCACUACCUACUGGCACAGGAUCUGGUCCUAAAACAGAAAUUUGACAUUUUCACCAUCUCUGAAACUUGGCUGGACACCUCUGUUACGGAUACUGAAAUUGAAUUCCCGGGGUAUGGUCUGUUUCGACUUGAUCGCAAUGGUAAGAGGGGAGGUAGUGUUUCUGCCUAUGUCAACCAAAGCUUCAAAUGUGAGCCAAUGAAAGAUCGAUCUGCCCUACAUUUCGGAUCUGGUUUACAUCAGUUAUGGCUAAGAAUACAAGUUAUGAACUUCAGGUCAUUUUUCAUAUGCACAGCUUACCGUCCACCUGACACCAUCUUGUUUUGUUUUGAAACUGAUUUCAGCGAAACAUUAACGUCAGCUUUGUCCUUUAACAAACCGAUCUACAUUCUGGGAGAUGUCAACUGCAAUGUACUUAAUUGA